This is a messenger RNA of Dalotia coriaria, 1354 nucleotides long. RefSeq names its product dihydroorotate dehydrogenase 2 (gene Dhod). Gene Ontology annotation, cellular component: cytoplasm; mitochondrial inner membrane. Gene Ontology annotation, biological process: 'de novo' pyrimidine nucleobase biosynthetic process; pyrimidine ribonucleotide biosynthetic process. Gene Ontology annotation, molecular function: dihydroorotate dehydrogenase activity. The record is from RefSeq and is a predicted model, not a curated record. Lineage: Eukaryota; Metazoa; Arthropoda; Insecta; Coleoptera; Staphylinidae.
CUAAGAAACCCAGUACACAAAUUUAUUGGUUAUGUUCCUUUAAAGCUUUCAAAAUCGUGCGGAAUUGUAUUUUUUAGUUUUUAUCGGUUUUAACACCUAAAUUAUUAUCAUUUAUUGUUGACUGGGAAGCAAAAUGAGUCUCAAGAAAUUAAAGUCAGCAAUAUUUCUCACCUGUGGAGGUGUAGCUGCUUACAUCUCUAUAAAUCUCUUCAAGUACAACGAUAAAUUCUAUGAGGAAUAUGUUAUGCCAGCUGUGCACACGCUGGAUCCUGAAACAGCACAUAGAUUAGGCAUUUUCAUCAGUAAAUAUAGAUUAUUACCAAAGAGUCCAUACAUUGAUCCAGACCUAUUGAAAAUUGAUUUGUUUGGUCAUAAAGUAUCCAAUCCUAUUGGCAUAGCAGCUGGUUUUGAUAAACAUGGUGAAGCAAUCAAAGGUCUUUUUGAUCUGGGCUUUGGUUUGGUUGAAGUUGGAUCAGUUACACCUCUGCCACAGCCUGGCAAUGACAAACCAAGACUGUUCAGACUCAAAGAAGACAUGGCGGUUGUAAACAGGUAUGGAUUCAACAGUGAUGGACAUGAAUCUGUCUUCAAUAGGCUGCAGAAACUGUCUUUAGAGACACCACAUGAUAAACAGGGUUUGGUAGGGAUAAAUUUAGGUAAAAACAAGACUUCCCAGAAUGCUUCAGAGGAUUAUGUUAUGGGUAUAAAUAAAUUCGCGCCGGUUGCUGAUUAUUUAGUUGUUAACAUCAGCAGUCCAAACACUCCUGGUUUGAGAAAUCUACAGAAUGAAAAAGAAUUGACUGAGCUGCUUGAAAAUGUAACUGAUGCAAGGGAUAACCUGGAAAAGGUGCCGAUUUUAUUGAAGCUAGCUCCGGAUUUAUCCAGUACUGAGAGGGAAAAUAUUGCUAAUAUUGCAAUGAGAUACAAAAUCGACGGACUUAUUAUUAGCAAUACCAGUGUGGCAAGGCCAGAGACAAUGGUAUCUGAGUUUAAAAAUGAAGUUGGAGGCCUGAGUGGUGUGCCCAUUAAAGAUGGCGCUACACAAAUGAUUGCUGAGAUGUAUAAGUAUACAAAUGGCAGGAUUCCGAUUAUAGGAGUUGGUGGAAUAUCUUCUGGUAUUGAUGCGUAUGAAAAGAUCAAAGCUGGUGCGUCUGCACUACAAAUUUAUACGAGCUUAGUAUAUGGAGGACCUCCAGUGAUAAUAAAGAUUAAAUCUGAGUUAGCUGCGUUGUUGCAGCGAGAUGGUUACAAAAGUAUUAAGGAUGCGGUUGGUUCCAGGUCGCAAAAUUAUGCGUUGAGUUGAUUAAAGAAGAAAUUGCAUGUGUUUUGUUGUAAAUAUAUAUUUUUUGGUCGA